AUGAGUUUAAUUACGCGUAAGCUGGAGCUGGUGGCUCUGCCGGCAUUGCUGUUAGUGCUGCUUCUGUCCGUUCAGGUUAACUACAGUUUGCAGUAUGACUCUGCCGAGGCCCGCUACUAUCCAACAAGUCCGGUGGAGUCGAAUCUGCGGUACGAUGCCCCAGAUGAUUGUAAAUAUCGGAUCACGCCGGAUGACGAGGUGGAACUGGUGUGCAAUCUGCGAACCGUGAAUAGUGAGUUUGAUAAUACGAAUUUUAGUGUGAUACCAUCGGAGCAUACGGCAUCGCUGGCGGUGAUUUGCAAUGAAGCGAUAAUGGCCCGUAGCAAACUGCAGGCUAGGUCCUUUGUCCAUUUGGUUCGGCUUAAGGCCCUCUCGCUGGAGUACUGCAAGAUUGCCAAGUUCGAAAAUGAAGUACUGGCCGGAUUGAAUGACCUAAGGAAUUUUACCCUGCGAACGCAUAAUAUCAACUGGCCAGAGCUGAAUUUGGAAAUCGAGCCGGAGGUUUUUGCAUCUACCAAGAGCUUGGAACAAUUGGAUUUAAGCAUGAACAAUAUCUGGUCACUGCCUGAUCAUUUGUUUUGUUCGCUGAGUGGCUUACGGUCGUUGAAUAUCAGCUCGAAUCGACUGCAGGAUGUUAACGAUUUGGGCUUCCGAGAGAAACCGGUGGUGAAGGAGGAAAACGGAACCCAUAAUGGAAGUUCGAUGAGCUGCAAUUUGGACUUGGAAGAUUUGGAUGUAUCCAAGAACCACUUCGUUCUUCUUCCAGCUAGUGGUUUUGGUAUGCUGAAAAGACUGAAGCUGCUAAAAAUUCACGAUAACGAGAUUUCGAUGGUAGGCGAUAAGGCUCUGAAUGGUCUGAAAGAGUUGCAAAUAUUAGAUUUGAGUUCAAAUAAAAUUGUUGCUCUACCAACUGAUCUGUUCAAAGAUCCAGCCCAGUCGAUUCAGGAGAUUUAUCUACAGAACAAUUCCAUCAGCGUUCUUUCUCCAGGGCUAUUCUCCAAGCUGGAGCAGUUGCAAGCUUUAGACCUGUCGGUGAAUCAGCUGACAUCGGCAUGGGUCAACCGAGACACCUUCUCCGGUUUGAUUCGACUGGUGCUGCUGAACCUAGCCAACAACAAAAUCACCAAACUGGAAUCGGAAAUCUUUUCCGAUCUGUACACUCUGCAAAUUCUGAACCUUCGACACAAUCAAUUGGAGAUUAUUGCUGCCGACACGUUUUCUCCUAUGAAUAAUCUGCAUACGUUGCUGCUGUCACAUAACAAAGUCAAAUAUUUGGACGCAUAUUCAUUGAACGGUUUAUACGCCCUCUCGUUGCUGUCUUUGGAUAACAAUGUUUUAACCGGUGUCCAUCCGGAGGCUUUCCGUAACUGCAGUUCCUUACAAGAUUUAAACCUCAACGGAAAUGAGUUGACACAAGUUCCACUGGCACUGAAAGAUAUGCGACUAUUGCGAACCGUAGAUCUAGGUGAGAAUUCAAUAAGCGUGAUUGAAGAGCCAGGAUUCCGUGGAAUGAACAACCUUUACGGGCUGCGGCUCAUCAGCAACAACAUUGAAAACAUCACCCGUAAAGCGUUCAAAGAUUUGCCCAGUCUGCAGAUUUUAAAUUUGGCUCGCAAUAAAAUUCAAUUUAUCGAGAAAGGUGCUUUCGAACCGGCCGUGAGCGUGCAGGCUAUCCGUUUGGAUGGCAAUUUGUUGGCCGAUAUUGAUGGACUAUUUACGGCAAUGCCAAAUCUGGUGUGGUUGAAUAUAUCCGACAAUAGGCUAGAGCAGUUUGAUUACUCACAAAUUCCGGCCCACCUGCAAUGGCUGGAUUUGCAUAAGAACGAGCUGACCGAACUGGGCAACCGGUAUGGGUUGGAUAAUCAGUUGUUCCUGCAGACGUUGGACGCUAGUUUCAAUCGAUUGACGAAAGUAACACCGUCUUCGAUUCCGAAUUCCAUCGAGUUUCUGUUCAUGAACGAUAAUCAGAUUGUGCACGUGGAACAGCAUAGUUUUAUCCAUAAGACCAACCUAACGCGGGUGGAUCUGUACGCCAAUCAGCUGACUGGGUUGGAAAUUAAAGCGCUGAGACUGCAGCCGGUUCCGGACGAUAAGCAACUGCCGGAGUUUUACAUCGGUGGGAAUCCGUUCGUGUGUGAUUGCAACAUCGAUUGGCUGCAGAAGAUAAACCACGUUACCUCGCGCCAAUAUCCAACGAUCAACGACAUUGAGACGGUAUACUGCAAGCUAAUGUACAACCGGGAACGCGCCUUUAUUCCGCUGAUUGAAGCGGAACCGAAACAUUUCCUCUGCAGCUACAACACGCACUGUUUCGCGCUGUGUCACUGUUGUGAGUUUGAUGCAUGCGACUGUGAAAUGACGUGCCCGAACAACUGCCAGUGCUAUAACGACAACACCUGGUCGACGAAUAUCGUAGAAUGCUCGGCAGCUGGCUACACCGACAUUCCGAGCAAUAUCCCGAUGGAUACGACCGAGGUGUAUAUCGAUGGAAAUAAUUUGGUGGAAUUGUCCGGACAUAGUUUUAUUGGGAGGAAAAAUCUUAAAGUUCUGUACGUGAAUCAUUCCAAUAUUGAGAUUAUUUACAAUACGACAUUCAUCGGGCUGAGGAAGCUGACGAUUCUGCACUUGGAGUAUAACAAUAUUCAGAAAUUGUAUGGAAAUGAGUUCAGUGCGUUGGAAAAUUUGCGAGAGCUGUACUUACAAGGAAAUAAGAUAUCAUAUAUUGAAGAUCAUACGUUUGCCGAGUUGCGAAAACUAGAAGUGCUCCGAUUGGACGGUAAUAGAAUCAACAGUUUCGAAGUUUGGCAGUUGGCAUCGAAUCCUUACUUGGUGGAGAUUGCGUUGGCCAACAACAUGUGGACAUGCGAUUGCGGAUUUUUGAACAAAUUAAGGAUUUAUCUGCAGUCGAAUACGGAAAAGAUCAUUGAUGCCAAUGAGAUUAGUUGCGUUUACAAUAACCUGACGAGUAUUUUGAAGGAGAAAAAUGGAACGAAAUGUACCUUCCGUGGAGAGGGAAUGAGUUCGAUUGUACACACACAGGAGAUCGAGGAUAUGCUCCCGCUGCUGUUGGUGGCAACCUGUGCAUUUGUCGGCUUUUUCGGAUUGAUUUUUGGAAUGUUCUGCUAUCGAAAGGAACUGAAGGUGUGGGCUCAUAGCAGCUGCUUUGGAUCGCUGUGCUACAAGUCCGGUACGUUCGUCAAUGAAUUCGACAAGGACAGACUGUAUGAUGCGUAUAUUAUCAACUCACUGCAGGAUGAACAUUUCGUCAAUCAGAUUCUAGCAUCAACAUUGGAGAACGAUAUUGGAUUCCGACUGUGUUUGCACUACAGAGAUUUCAAUAUCAACACUUACAUUGCCGAUACGAUCGUUGAAGCGGUGGAGAGUUCCAAACGUGCCAUCUUAGUGCUAUCGAAAAAUUUCCUGUACAACGAGUGGACUCGAUUCGAGUUCAAAGGAGCGAUCCAUGAGGUGCUGAAACGACGAAGGAAGUUGAUCAUCAUUCUUUACGGAGAUCUUCCACAGCGAGAUUUAGACGCUGAUAUGCGUUUGUACUUGCGAACGAAUACCUGCAUCGAGUGGGACGACAAAAAGUUCUGGCAGAAGCUAAGGAUUGCCCUACCACACGUGAAAAAGAGCAACUGUUUGAACAAACGUUCGGCGAUCAACAUUUAUGCAACAGCCAACGAGUACAACACUGCUGGCCGAUCGCGAAUGACGGGAGCUGGAACUCUGCCGGCUCCGGGUCCUGCGAGGCUAGAAAGCCACAGCUACGCUACCAUAGGAGGCAACUGCCCGAGAAACUGUGAUAAUUAUGAUACGGUUAGUAAUUGUAAAUAUAACACAACGCAGCACGAUAGGCGGUUGAACGAUUUCAGCCGAAAGGUGACGGCGGAGAGACAACACGAAUACGCGGUUCCUUCCAACUGUCUGCUGGACACGACGCACGAAACGUACAACACCAGCUGCGAGCGGAUCGCAGGGGAAACGUUCGAGUGCACCUCCAGCAGCAAAUAUUCGACGUCGUCGCGGGGUUCGAGUGAAUGUUCGCACUCGAUCACACCAACCCACGGCUACGGUGGACAUUCGGCCGGUGCUGCGAUGGGUGGUCCAUCGUUAGCGAACGGUGGCCCGCCAAAUAUCCUGUCCACUAACUUCAUGGGUAAGGCUGAUCCUGGCGGCGGCGCUUACAACAGUACCAGUGCUUCUAACAAUUUGACUAGUAGUAGUUACAAUAGCAGUAGGAAACCGAACAAUUGCGUUAAUGGAUGCAAUGACAGUAGUGUUGGUGGGGGUGGUGGUAGCAAAGGUGAUAAAUCCAACUCGAACACGAUUGGAGACAAGAAUAAUUUCAAUGAUAGAAGACUGCCACAGGCGAUGUGGGCAUAA
This is a messenger RNA of Sabethes cyaneus, 4386 nucleotides long. RefSeq names its product toll-like receptor 6 (gene Toll-6). Gene Ontology annotation, molecular function: protein binding. Lineage: Eukaryota; Metazoa; Arthropoda; Insecta; Diptera; Culicidae. Bases 1 to 4386 code for a protein of 1461 amino acids. The transcript has a single exon. Gene Ontology annotation, biological process: signal transduction. The record is from RefSeq and is a predicted model, not a curated record.